Molecule: messenger RNA, 3096 nt
Organism: Aspergillus puulaauensis
Lineage: Eukaryota; Fungi; Ascomycota; Eurotiomycetes; Eurotiales; Aspergillaceae
Exons: 1
Coding region: 1-3096 (1031 amino acids)
Source: RefSeq, a predicted model, not a curated record
AUGGGACAUAAAAGGUCAACAUCGAUGCCCAUUUCAAGAUCCUAUACUUUACAUGUUCAUGAGAUUGAUUUACAGAAUGCAAGUGUAUCCAAGUCAGCAGAAGGUCCUGGUGAUGCAAUUUUUGAAACGAAAGCCGGUGUUAAACGACUAUUCCAUUCUUUACGAGCCCGACACAUCGACGUGUCGAGCAUGGCGUUUGAGAGGUUCAAACAGACUCUUCGGAGAGCGCAAACACAAACAGAACGCCAAUUACUAAAAAGAUUUCUUCUGCAGCCAAUGCAGAUUUCAAACGCCGAGCUAAAGCAGAUUUUAGAAAUCCGCAAUGUCUUCGAAGGGGAUAAGGUCCCAGCUAUGACGAAUGUCGAUCGAGCUCAUAGGUUUUACAUUCGGUCGUGGGUUUUCACACCAGUCCAACUUCUCCUGGUUGUACAGCUACUUCGUACGAAAGGAUUCGGUUCCGCGCGGCUUGACGAAUGGGAAUUUCAGUGUUGCAUUACAGUUUUCGGGACUCUCACUGUUCGUUACAUAGGUAUGAUCAAAGGCCGUCGCGACUUCGUUCAAAGAUCCCAACUUGAUAUUUCCGAGAAAUCGCCGAACAGCCUAUUCGGUGCCUUUCGUGACAUUAUGAAAGAGAGAUUCCCCUUAGUUCACGAUGAACUGGAGAUACACGAGUUUCCACAUCUUGCUUUUUCUAUGCUUGGCUCAAACGAGAUCGUGGGCAACCAACUGGUGGCAGACGACACAGAACGUCUAUUGAUUCAGUUCUUCGGCGAAAGAUCGCUGCUGAACGUGCAGUCUGGUGGCCAAUACAUUGAUUACCUCCCAAAAAUCACUGACGAAAAACUUUUCAGGGGCUUCAAUUCCCGAUACUUUACUGAAUUCUCCAGUAGUUGCGAGCAGUUUCCGGGCACAGCUUGGGGCAAACUGUCAGAUGAUUUCGACGAGAUUGAAAGGCACGCACGGACUCAUAGUGAACUGUACCACUUCCACCAUGAUUACUUCAAUGUGAUGAAGAAUGAGGCACGUCCUUACCAGUAUAAGGGAUAUACAGUUAUGGUCUAUCUUGGGGAAGAGCUCUCACGAAAACAUCUCAAGGCUGGGCAUACGUUCUUUCAAGGUUCUGCAAGCGUUAGUGUCUUCGUCAGAGGACUAAUCAACCGAUUGAGUAAGAUUGAAAGGGAGAAAUUCAAUUCCGGAAAUCAGCCGCCUGAUCUUCAAAAGACAUACACCUUCUUCAAUGUCCUUCCCUUGCCUGAUUUCCCAAAUGUGCAUCGGGCACUUCAAAUCCUCAAAAAUUAUAUCCAAUGCACACAGCCAAUUAUAAUCGUUACCUAUGGGCAUCGAUCCCAUGCAGCCAUCGCCUCCGGGUUCCAGAAACUCAAGACUCAGAGAUGUGGCUUACCUCCAAUGGAUGGAACGCUGAUUCGAAUAUCAAACCGCAUGGAUGGAGUGGUCGGCAAAGGCCAAGAUAUAGUCCACAUAUCACUCAGCCAUCCUGGUAAAUAUCAAUACGGCAACAGAGACCCGGCAAGUUUACGCAACUUCUACAUUCAGAAACAACUAGUAUACCUUGUUGCACAUUGCACAAUGGAUGCCAUAGAUCAUCAUUUAAGCACACCCUCACUGUCGUCUCGGAGGGACUUAACUGCAAAGGUCCUAAACCAUGUAUGUGUGAUCCUCAAAGGCUUAGGCACCUUUGCUCUCAAAACAACGGACCACGGAAUUGAUGUCUCGCUUCCUGAAAACGAGCCAAGUCAAAAGGGCUGUGGUUCUAAAUUCAUCCGCAACUCAUUCUCCACGGUUCUCCAGAUGGUGAUCAAGCAAAGGGUAGGUGUUAUUAAUCAAAAUCUCGAGGAAGACACUACUGUUGUUCCUAAUUCAGGACGAUCCUCCUCCAAGCGGAAGGCCGAUGCCUUUGAGAAGGAUCUUACAUGUCCAAUAUUUGGCUACGGCACCUUCGAUUGCAUUUUCUCAUUUGGGCGGGCGCACGGAAGUCAAAACUCCCCUGAGCGAAUAUCCCAGCUUGAGAAGCUCUGGGCCGAGAACAUCCCCGAGCUACAUCUGGCUAUUCCAAACAACGAAGAAAUGCAUGAAAGAUGGGUUAAGGAACUUUCUAGUCUCACGCAAGGCCAGUCGUAUUUCCUCAAAGUCGUUGAUGGUUUACCCCAGUCGGAAUAUCUCAAGGCUCUCGCCCUGGUCUGCAAGUCAACUGGUCGCCACAAAAGGCGAUACGACGGGAUUGGAGAGAAGACUCAGAUGAGAAGUGGGCUGUGGGUCUCGAGAAAAGAUAUUCAAGCGCGCCGGGUCGAGCUCUCGCCACGAGUAAAGACAAAGGACUUACAGGGGUUUCCCGUUGAGAUAAAGCCUAAUUCCGAAAUCAAGAUCAAAUGGCUCACCUCCGGAGGCCAGGAACAAACAUUGACGGUGGAGAGUCCACGUUGUGCUAUGCCGCAGAAUGGGACACAAACCCGCGCCCUUUCUUUUACUGAACAUGGAAUUGACAUAGUCGAUGCCAGUGGGUUUGCCCUGCGCCCAUGUGAACCCUGGGAAAAAGAGCCUUCCAAGGCAACACUGCCUAGGUGGGGUUUCAAAUCGAAGAACGGCCAGUUAUUGCAGGAGCUUUGGGGGGCUGUACGCUCUGAGCUCGGACUCAGCAUACCUCCAGACCGUAUUAGAGGAUUGCCACCUCGGAUUAAUGGGGUAGGACUGGUUCCGUCUAACAGUGCAACAGAAACCCCCCAGCAGAAUAAGCCACCCCGUGUUCAAGAUGCAAAUUUUCUUCUCUAUAACUUUCUAAACGAAAGAUUCCCCAGCGGAGGUGUUUUCCGGACGAUUUCACGGGCCAAGGAUAAGAAUUCGACUGAGGAUCUUCAGGAGUUUGUAAAAUUCUGCCGAAGACCACAAAACGUGAAUCAUCCUUACUGCGCUAAGUGGUUAGAUAUGCUCGACAGGCCGCGCCCAUUCAUAGCCAUUUUAGCACCGAACAUCCGGGCAUAUAGGAGCUGCCAAACACAAAAGACCUAUCCCUACAUGCCAGGGUCGGGUUGCCAUCUCACUGAGACUGUUUUCCACGUAGGGCCCCGUGGCAAACGUUAG